This is a messenger RNA of Rotaria sordida, 3171 nucleotides long. The record is from the annotation of a GenBank genome assembly. Lineage: Eukaryota; Metazoa; Rotifera; Eurotatoria; Philodinida; Philodinidae.
AUGGAGUUAAUGGGAUGUUCUAAUGAACAAACAUUGAAUGCUCUUCUUACUAUGAUCGGUGGUUUAUCUAAUAAUAGUUAUUGUCGAAACUUGUUGACCGGUUCGAUUGUUUGGCUCAACAUUUUUUCUCAUGUUCUUGGUACAACUGGUAGUAACAAAAGUUAUUUUGCGAAUGAAAUAACGUAUGCAUUAAAAACACUCGACGACAAAUAUCCCAAUAUUUAUUCCAAUCGUCGAGCAAUAAACGAUAAUGAUGAUACUGAAGAACAACCAAAAAAGAAACAAAAAAUUGAACAAUGGAAUUUUUUAGCAAGUAGUAUUACUGAAGCUGCUUUAUCUAAACAUACUAAUUACACUGAUGUGAUGAUUGUGAAUCCAGAUGGUGAUAGUGCUUUGAAACUUCUUUCAUAUUAUGAACAGAACAAUACAGGUGGUGCUCAAGCGGUUAGUUGUUUUUGUAAUGCAUUCGAUGGUAUUGAACCUGGUAGUAGUCGUGUUACUGGUGUUGAAUUAUCUACAAAUGAUCGUCAUCGUCCAUCGAAGUUAUCCAUGUAUAUAGUUAGUACAGGAAGAAAAUUAUCUAUUCCAAUUAUGAAAAUGGUGGAAGAAGGAGCAAAUGAUGGUAUUUUUGGUAGAGUUUGGUAUACUCAUUCCAGUACAGUUCGUGAAUUACCAGAUAUCUUAUUGAAAAAACAAGUAUCUUUACCUAAUUUUACUCACAUUGCAUUAUGUUGUCAUAAUUUUUUUCAAAAUCGAAUCAUUGAAUUUCGAUAUGGUUGGUUUCGAUCUGAUUUUGAUUACCAACAACGAAAUAAUAUUAGUGAUCGAAUGCAAGAUGCUCGACGACAACAAAAUGUUAAUUUACCAGAAUUUUAUGGUAUUUCGAUGGAUGAACAUGAUAUAGUAUUACGGCAACCUCCUGUUGGUGGCAAUACAAACGAUUCAUCAGAACAGUUUUCUCCUUUUGAAUUGGCUAAUCGUUAUACUAAUGAAAUAUGGAAUGAAUCAUUUACUUUGGAAAAACAUAUUGGUGAAAUGUGGCGCAAAAUAUCUUACCAUUUACCAAAAGCCAUAGCUACAAUUAAAGUUCUUCGAUUGUUUUUUCGUAUGAUGGGUGAUAAGAUGUUAUUUUAUCUUAAUUCUCAACAAGGUAAUCGAUCGUAUCAAUCAAAAUUUAUUCCUGAUACAUUUUGCCAAAAAUUAAACCAAGUAUUUAACGAAUAUUUCGAACAAUGUACUCGAACAAUUGAAGUAGAAGAAAAGAAGAUUAAUGUUCUUUCAUUUACAUCCGAUGACGUGGAAGUUGGAUACUUAUGGUGUCGAUGGAAACUAGAAACAAUUUCCAUUUUAUUUUCAACAACUCAAAUUCAACUGAUUGUUAAGGCACGAUCGGGCAAGCCUCACAUAUCCGAUCUAUUUUCGACAAAAUCAAUGGCUCAACAGCGAAUGGAUAAUGCGAUGGUGAAAAUUCUGAUGACUUCAACAAUAUUCUUCACAAACGGUUAUUUAUCAACAAAUUCUUCACGAGGUGGAAGUGGUUUAUUUAUGCAAAAAAGGAGUACUGAUUUGAAAACUCGUUCACCAAAAAAUAACAAUUUAUCAUCAUCUUAUUAUAAACAACAACCAUCUUACUUUGAACAGUCAGAAUUACGAAUGAAAGAACUUCAGUAUAUAGGUAUUCAUUUUAAUGAAUAUAAAAAAAAUUACGAAAAUUCAUCAUUACCUAAAAAUACCUACUUCAACAAUGAUGGUAUUCAAUUGAUCAAAGGUGAUGACUGGAUACAGUUUUAUCAUACAUUUCUUAAUGAUCCGAUGGCUAAAUUAAUGAUUAAGAAUAGAGAGAAAAUGAAUGAAAUUAUCGAAUACAAUGGUCGUUUUGGUUUAAAUAAUUUAAAUAUGAACAAUAUUAUAUCCGAAUGUGAAAAAAAUAACAUAAAUGAAUCAGAUAAAGAUCAAGUUGAAGAAAAUUUUCACAUUAAUAAUGUAAAUAAAAACAUUGUUUCAACUAUAUCGAAUCUUCUUGCUUCAUCAUUAUCUCGUGCUCCACUGAGUUCAAUAACAAAUGAACCACAAAUGGAAUCUGAAACAUUUGAAACUAGCAAAAGAAUGGAAUUAUGCAUCGGUUCAGAAAACGUUGUAAAUAUUUUUCAUGAAGAUGCUAAUUUUCAUCCACCAUCUCAUUCAACACCGACUGACAUCAAUGAUGAACCUUCUUUUCCAGCACUUUUACCGAUUGACCAUGUAACAUCAAAUUCACGUCAACUCGAUGAUGAAGGAAUUAUGAUUUUAUCUUCUGGAAUUAGCAAUGAUUGUCUUUCAUCAUCCAUCAAUCGAAAUGGUUCAAUGCAAUCAUUAUCAACUGUUUUAUCUUUUCCAAUGCAACCCGUGUCGAGCAAUUCGAUUAAUAAAAUCAUAGAAGUAUUAAAUAGUUCAACAAUUAAACUUGGUUCGACAAGUCCAAGUCCAGCCGUCAAGAAACGUGGUCGUCGACCAUCAUCAAAAUCAACUAUUCGUUCAUCCAUUACUACAUCAGAAAUCACCAAUGUUGUUGAAAAUGAUAAUCAUCCAAUUUGGAAAAAAUUAAUUCUAAAUAAACACAUUUUGGCUUCCAUGAGCGAUCUCUCACGGACUGUUACAGGCAGUGAUGAGAUUAAUGCAUCACGUCUCAAAUGUGUUGAAAAACUAUUGGAUAUUGGUUGUUUUUUAAAUGGUGAUGAAUUUCUGAAUGGGAAAGAAAAAGCUGUUUUAAAAAACUCACCUGAAGAUCCUCGACUUAUUUCAGCACUUAACAAAUAUGGUAUUGAUGUAGAUGAAUAUAAACAAUCAUUUAAUAAUCAUGUUCCGUUUGGAUACAAGAAUGGUGUACCAGUUCCUGCUCUUUUAAAUAUCAAUACAAACAAAAACAAGUUUACACAAGCCUUUGUUGAAAAGCUUCAAUCUGAUCCAUUUUAUUCAGUUUAUCUUCGAAUCGAUCCAGAACACGUGGUGAAAUCUUCAGCAGUAAAAAGAAAGACCACAUCAAGUCAUGAAACUGAUCUAUUUCGUAAACAGAAACAACAGAAGGUGGUUGCCAAACAGAAAAAUGCUGAACAAUUAGUCAACAAGAACGUUGUGACUUCCAGUAAUAGUAAACGAGGUGAUCGAACCUCUCGAACGGCAUCAAAUCGUUAG